Messenger RNA from Puntigrus tetrazona (Sumatra barb), 2539 nucleotides. It is a transcript of the gene anxa11b, whose product is annotated as annexin A11b. The coding region runs from base 165 to 1601 and encodes 478 amino acids. Gene Ontology annotation, biological process: phagocytosis; cytokinetic process. Gene Ontology annotation, molecular function: calcium ion binding; calcium-dependent phospholipid binding. The record is from RefSeq and is a predicted model, not a curated record. Lineage: Eukaryota; Metazoa; Chordata; Actinopteri; Cypriniformes; Cyprinidae. Gene Ontology annotation, cellular component: cytoplasm. The transcript has 15 exons.
CUGCUCCGGGACGUGUUUUGUUUUCCCGUGUUUGAUUUGGAUGUUCAGACGGGAUCGGGUCACACCCACCGUGACACACAGCCGCCCUCCACUUCCUCAUUUCCAGUCCGUACUCGCGACCUCCAAUCAUCGCAUCACAUCACGCACGCAUCCCGGUGUCAGAGAUGAGUUACCCCGGAUACCCUCCCGCUGGUGGAAGUUACCCGCCCGCCUCCGGCCCGUAUCAGCAGGCCCCGGGCGGAUACCCCCCCCAGCCGGGAGCUUACCCUCCCCAGGGCGGAUACUACCCUCCUCAGCCCGGAGCCUACCCCCCCGGAGCAGGAUACCCUCCCCAGGCCGGAGGUUACCCUCCUCAGGCCGGCGGUUACCCAGCUGCCCCGGGAGGAGGCUUUCCGCCCCAGGCCGGAGGUUACCCAGCCGCCCAGCCCGGGACCUACCCCAACAUGCCCCCUGCAGCAGGUGGAUGGGGCGGCCAACCCGGCUUUGGAGCUCCGGCUGGAGGAAUGCCUCAGGGUUACCCCGGGGGUCCAGCGCCGGGUCAGCAGCCCAUGCCGGCGUACCCCGGUGCUCCGAACCCGUCCAUGCCCGGCUACGGAGGAGGCGUCCCGACCGGACCCACGCCUCCCGUCGGGCCCGCUGUCAAUAAGGGCUUUCGAGGAACCAUCAAGGACUUUCCUGGAGCUGAUCCGCUCCGAGACGUCGAGGUGUUGAGGAAAGCCAUGAAGGGCUUCGGAACCGACGAAAACGCCAUUAUUGAGCUUCUGGGGAGUCGGUCGAACAAGCAGCGCGUGCCGUUGAAGGCGGCCUAUAAGACCACGUAUGGCAAGGAUCUGGUUAGUGACCUGAAGUCGGAGCUGACUGGAAACUUUGAACAUCUGGUGCUGGCCACGCUGAAGUCUCCUGCUCAGUUUGAUGCCUCUGAACUCAGGGAGGCCAUAAAGGGCGCAGGAACCGAUGAGGCCUGUCUCAUAGAGAUUCUGUCCUCUCGUGGAAAUGCUGAGAUUCAGGAGAUCACUAAGCUCUACAAGGCCGAGUACGGUAAGUCUCUGGAGGACGCCAUCAUCAGCGACACGUCCGGACACUUCCGCCGUCUGCUCGUCUCUCUCGCUCAGGGCAAUCGAGAUGAGAGAGAGACUGUGGACAUUUCUCUGGCCAAACAGGACGCUCAGAAACUCUACGCUGCGGGAGAGAAUAAAGUGGGCACGGACGAGUCUCAGUUCAAUGCCAUUCUGUGUGCUCGCAGUAAACCUCAUCUGAGACAAGUGUUUCACGAGUACCAGCAGAUGUGCGGCAAAGACAUCGAGAAGAGCAUCUGCAGUGAAAUGUCUGGAAACGUGGAGACUGGAAUGGUGGCAGUGGUGAAGUGCAUUAAAAACACUCCUGCCUACUUUGCUGAACGUCUCAACAAAGCCAUGAAGGGUGCAGGAACCAAAGACCGGACUCUGAUCCGUGUCAUGGUGUCCCGCUCUGAAGUGGACAUGCUGGAUAUCAGGCAGGAGUAUCUGCGGCUGUACGGGAAGUCGCUCUACACUGCCAUCUCUGGAGACACCUCUGGAGAUUACAAGAAGCUGCUCCUGAAGCUGUGUGGAGGAAGUGACUGAAGAACCAGGAAGUCAGACGCGUUACCGUGACGACUGGAUACGUGAUAUCAUAUAUUAAUCACGCUCGUAUAUAUCUAUAUGUCAAAUAAUGUCACUAGUGUCAUGUCAACUAAUACUGUAAUCUCUCUUUAAAACUAAGUUCACACCAAAAAAUAGGAUUUCAUUGUGCCUUAGAGAAAUGUAUUGUUAGUUGUGUUUUGCCGUCUAUUUAGACUAUGCAUGAUAUCUACAGAAGCUAUAUUUUGUACUGUGUCUUCAGUAUCUAAUGCGAAAUCCGUGCUGUCACUCGCAACCAAAAAUACAAUCUGUUCGAGAUGCCUUGGACGACGAGUCUUGAAGUACUGAAAUAUAUGCCAUAGUUUUUCUAUAGUGAGCUUCACGAUCUCUAUGCAAGAAGAAUAUAGGAUUAUAUAAAUCAUCACGAAGGUCUUGACGGGUCGGUCUCAUGAAAACGUGUCACAUUUCACCCCGAUAUCUAAAAUUUGAAAUAAUCUUCGCUUAAAGGCGAGUCUGUUUUAGGAUCGUCGAGGUCUGUUUGCAUUAUCAUACCUUUUCGUGACCCUUAGACGCGUUUUUCUGCUACAUUUCCUGCUAAAUUCUCCUUUUUCCUGGUGCCUUGUAGUAAAAACUAAUUUAAUCAUGUUUUGUUACAACAAAUAUUGCUUGAUAACAUAUUUUCCAUGCAUUAUUUGAGUUGGGAAUGAACUGUGCUCAGUUUCGUGAGGUUGGCCUGUUUGUUGUUCUCGUCCGUGACUAGCAUGAAUGUGAUUGGCUGCAGCAGUAGAGGGCAGUGAAACGGGAGAUUCUGACCUGUCUGGUAACAUGAAGACUACUCUUUUUCAGGGAUUUCUAACCUGUGUUUUUAGUAUGUUCACUCAAACUAAUCUGUACUGUUGUGCCUGGUUAAUAAAAACACUUCAUGAAUGAUUCUCAGUGAA